AUGGAAGUACCUCUUCUAACCGAAGAGAAACUUCACCGGAAAAGGGUACUUGUCGUCUUAACAUGGGAUUUGUUUGUAACCGAAUUGAAGCGGGUCAGCUACAUCGCCGUGCCCAUGGUGGUGGUCACCGUGUCCCAGCACCUCGUCCGGGUUGUCUCCAUGAUGAUGGUGGGCCAUCUUAGUGAGCUUCAACUUUCCGGCACUUCAAUCGCUACUUCCAUCACCAAUGUCACCGGCUUCAGUCUCCUUUUUGGAAUGGCUAGUGCUCUGGAAACUCUUUGUGGCCAAGCUUAUGGAGCAGAGCUUUACCAUAAACUCGGAAUCUAUACAUAUGGAGCCAUCAUAUCUCUGAUAUUGGCCUGUUUACCGAUAUCCAUAUUGUGGAUCUUUAUGGACAAACUUUUAGUAUUGAUGGGUCAAGACCAUUCCAUUUCUGCUGAAGCUGGAAAAUAUGCGAUUUGGCUGAUUCCUACUCUGUUUCCAUAUGCUAUUCUUCAAGCCCUGAUGCGCUACUUGCAGACUCAGAGCUUGAUCACCCCAAUGUUAUAUAGUUCAGUUGCAGCUCUAUUGUUCCAUGUGCCUGUUUGUUGGGCUUUAGUGUUUUACUUCAAAUUGGGAAAUGCUGGAGCUGCUUUGGCGAUUGGAUUGUCAUAUUGGUUGAACGUAGUAAUACUAUUCGUAUAUGUGAAGUAUGCAGCUGCCUUCGAGAAAACCCGACUCAGUUUCUCAAAAGACAGUAUGUCAAGUAUUGGGGAGUUCUUUAAACUCGCAGUUCCUUCUUCUGUCAUGGUCUGUGUUGAAUGGUGGACUUAUGAAAUUGUGGUCUUACUUUCUGGACUUUUGCCUAAUCCCCAACUUGAGACUUCAGUGCUAUCCAUAUGCCUCCUGAUUGCUUCGUUGCAUUACUUUGUUCCAUUUUCAGUGGGUGCUGCUGCAAGCACUCGAGUCUCGAAUGAACUAGGAGCCGGGAAUCCAGAAGCGGCUAAAUUAGCAGUCUGGGCUGUUAUAGGAAUAUCAAUGGCAGAAGUGAUCAUCGCAUCUGGUGUUCUUUUCGGCUGCCGAAAUAUUCUGGGGUAUGCAUUCAGUAACGAGAAAGAAGUCGUGGGCUAUCUCAAAAAUGUGUCUCCACUGGUUUGUCUAGUGCUUGUAAUGGAUGGCAUACAAGCAGUGCUCUCUGGAGUUGCAAGAGGAAGUGGAUGGCAGCAUAUAGGAGCAUAUGUGAACAUUGGGGCGUUUUAUUUGGUCGGGAUCCCGGUGGCCUUAGUAUUGGGUUUCGUUCUGCACUUGGGAGGGACAGGGCUCUGGAUUGGGCUAAAUGCAGGAUCAGUUACGCAGUCACUUCUUCUUGGUCUAAUUACCAGUUUCACUAAUUGGGAAAAACAGGCCAUUACUGCACGUGGAAGGGUAUUUGAUUCAGCAAGUCUCCCACCCCCAGAUGGUGAAUUUUCAAAAUCAAUCCCCUUGCCGGAAUCAAUGACUCCUCUUUUGAACUCUGUUUGA
Oldenlandia corymbosa var. corymbosa is the source of this 1500-nucleotide messenger RNA. Lineage: Eukaryota; Viridiplantae; Streptophyta; Magnoliopsida; Gentianales; Rubiaceae. The record is from the annotation of a GenBank genome assembly.